AGGAGAUGACGUCAGGCGCUCCGCGGAGCCGCUGCCAAGAUGGUGUCGGUGACUCUCGCUACGUCGGAGUGGAUCCAGUUUUUUAAAGAUGCUGGGAUUCCGGCAGGACCAGCUGUCAACUAUGCUGUUAGCUUCGUGGAUAACAGGAUACAGAAGAAUAUGCUCAUGGACCUCACCAAAGAUAUCAUGAAUGAACUGGGUAUCUCAGUUGUUGGAGAUAUUAUUGCCAUUCUCAAACAUGCCAAAGUGGUGUACAAGCAGGAACUUGCUAAGAUGGCCACAGAGUCUAUAAGCACCAGUCAUGGAAAUGUGCAAUUCGAGUUAAAAAGAACUGCCAACUCACCUGCCUCUAGAAUGAUUGCUAACAGUUUGAGCAGAGAGUCCCCACCUUCCACUCCUGUCCGGAGGCCCGAAACAAGCACUUCCAAGAUAUCCGUCACUGUGGCCAACAAACUUGCCACAAAGAAAGCAGUUCUCACCAGACCAGCUGAUCCAGGUCCCGAAACCUCUGCAAAGCGGCGCCGCGUGACUGCAGAAAUGGAAGGUAAAUACAUAAUCAAUAUGCCAAAAGGGACAACUGCAAAAACUAAGAAAAUCCUGGAGCAGCAAGCCUCGAAAGGUUUGCCGAGAAUGUCUGUUUUUGAUAGACUUGGUGCAGAAGCAAAAGCAGACACCACAACAGGGAGCAAGCCGACAGGAGUAUUCAGCCGUCUAGGUGAAGUUGUCAAUCAGAAGAAGGAGAGCAGUGAUGAGGAUGAUGCUGGUUCUGUGCUUCAAUAUGCAGGGGUCUUGAAGAGAGCCCCAACUGCAACUGUAAAGGAGAGUACCAAGCUCACACUCACAACCAAGGAGAAGGCCUCAGCUGCCAAAGCCAAGAACACGGUUACCACAAUAAGACGGCUGUCCAUACCCAAAGCCAGCAGCAGGACAGUCCCGAGCAUUGGUGUUCAGGCCACAGUGGCAGCCCCCACGCUCAGAUUGCAGCCAGUGGCUAAAGCUAAGGUCAGUGUCAGGCAGAGACUGGGGAAGCCCAUUGCUACCGAGGCAGACACGCAGGACAACAAAGUCACCAGCACCAAAAGUCGAGGCAGCCCCGAGUUCACCGUGACCAUCAAGAACACUGCACGGACUGCAGUUAGUACCAAAGUGACCAGCAGCACUGAAGGUCGCCUUGCUCAGAUGGACUCCACAGGAACUGUCAGUGUGUUUGAAAGGCUGGGGAAGAAGCUGAAAUAGUGGGAUUUCACCAAGGGCACACACAAUACUUUAUUUUUGUAUGUAUAAAAGGUGCCUCUAGUCAUGGAAAAAUACCACUUUUAGCAUUGACUGAAACACUGUGGUUUGGGUGAUUCCCAAAUACCUCUUUACAGCCAAAAGUCACUGGGAUUAAGUGAUAACACAACACAAGAAUCCUAUUGAGAGAUGAUAGUUGACAGGGGACAGGAUUUUAAUUGGCCCAACAAUUUUGUUGUGAUAUAUUAGGAAUCCCAAUUUUUAUAUGGAAGGGAGGGGCUUGAAACCAGAUUCUUUAAAGUUGUGCUAAAUUUGAUACAGAUAUUUUGCAUCCCAGAUUCCCCCUUUGCAUUAACACAAGCCCAGAAGCCUGCUGUCAUACCAAACCAUUGCCGUUGUGUGAUUGUUUUUUUUUCUCGCAAUUUCACAGGGUGCAGUAUAUCUGAUUGCAGUCACUAAUUCAAUGAACUUGGGGGACUUAGAUACAUCUAGUUGCUUUGUUUACAAGAGAGCUGUUGUCAUUAAUGGGCGUUUGUGGUUUUGUGAUAUCUCAGCACUGAAGAACUGAUGGAUGCAAAACUAUUCAAAGCACGUUACUUUCACAAAGCUAUUUUAUGCAUUUCAAGUGUUUUACAUUUAAUCCUCUGUAUGUAUGGACAGUUCCUUCCCAGCAGUUUGUUUUCCAUGAUUCCUUGAAGAUAUAAAAGUCUUAUAAUCCCGUUCUUGUUACCAUAAUUUGAGUUGCAGUGGAGGUUUGGCCUGGUAACUAGUUUGGCCACUAACCCAGAAACCUGGGUGAACAAAGAAACUUUAAAAAAAAAUAUUGAUCCAAUGAAGUGGCCAGUUUCUAAUAUGGUCACCCAUGCCUGUGCACCUUCAAGCAAAUGAAACAAGAUCAAAGAACAUCCAUCAAACAGGAUAGGAUGAACUGGUAGUGGCAGUGGUAACACUGAGUGAGCUCUAGGCAAUCCUGCUUUGGCCAUUUUGAGCCAACCCUGAGUUGGAGAGGAUUAACAUUCAGCCCAGUAUUGCAUGUUAUACAGUUCAGGGACAUGCAUACAUUAAACGUAGAUGUCCCUUUUAACAACUCGUGUUCAUUUUGAGUUCUGCUAUAAUCUAAGUUUGGUUGUUAGUCGCCAAAAUGCCAGAAUCCCAUUUUUUAUGUGUUUUUUUGGCUUAUAACCCUGGCAGCUUUUAUUUGGAUUUGGAGUAGAAUGGGUGCAUGUGUGUGAUGAGUUGCUUUUAUCUGUACAUUUGUAUCAGUUUCUUUGGGCGAGGUCAUUUCUUUCCCCCAUUUUGGUUACUGGUUGUCUCCCGACUUAGUUUUUGCUGCUCAAAAGUAUCUUUAAAACCCAGAUCGUGAGCCACUUCUGGAGUUUAUUCUGUCUGUCCCCCCAAGGCUGACCAGAAUCCACUCUUUUGUUGUGCAGAGAUCCGUGUGAACAUUGUUGUUAGUAUGGUCAUCUGAUUUUUUUAGUUGAUGCCAGUAAUAACCCCAAGAAAGAAAAGUUUCAGAAUUUAGGAAUAAUCUCAGUGAUUUCAUCCUCAAUCUACACUUCGUACAUCUGCCCCAUCUCCUUCACCAGCUACGUGCAGAGGGACAUCCAGCAUACCGUCUUGCUCCAUGAAGCAGCAGUGAUGCUGUUUGUUGCGCCCUGUCACAUUGACUAUGGCUUGUGUCCCUGACGAGUGUGAUUUUUCCACUUGAAAUAGUCUGAUUGCAAGUGUCUUGGUUAUUUUUAUCCAAAGGAGCACAGGUUCCUUUAUAUACACCCAUAAAUACACACAAAUAUCAGAAAGUCUGAUUACGUUAAAAAAAAUGCUCCCUCGGUUCAUCACAUUUUUUUCAGUUUAUCAAUUUGUAAACAAUAUUUUGGGAACUAUAAUUUGAGUUAUGGUGGAGGUUUUUUUAACCAUUCAGUUUGUUCAUGGCUAUAUGGAAGCCACUCAACAACAUUCGUUCAUACAGCACUCUUACUAUAGGAAAGCAUCCCAGUGAGCUUCACAGGAGCCUCGUCAAAAGUUGACACCGAGUCACAUCAGCUGUAAGGACAAGUAACAAAAUGCUUGGUCAAACAGGUAGGUUUUAAAGAGCGACUUAGAGGAAGAGAGAGUGGUUUAGGGAGGGAAUUCCAGAACUUAAGGCCUAGGGACAACUAAAGGUACAGCCACCAAUGACAGAUACUUUUCACUAGCAUAUUGCAUACUCUUGCACUACUCCUUUUGUUAACUGCACACAGUUUUAGUGAAGACUGCUCAGUUACAUCUUUAUUACAAAAGCAUUUUUCCUUUUUUUAAAAAAUGUGCAAGCUAUAUAAGUUGGCAGCGAUUGAAGAGAAGCUACUGAACAUUAAUUUUUUUUCGUUUUAAUAAGCUUAGCUGGUUCUCACCUUCUGUUUAACAUGCUUUUUGGAAACUUGACAUCAGAAUGCAAUAAAAUAUUGAGUGUCCACCAGAGCUUCCUCUUGAUGUAAGGGUCUAGAGAUGGAUGACCAUAAACUGCAGAUUGGAAGUUUUUAUUUAAUUGAAUGUGUAAUGUUACAUUGUUCAUGAUUUAAAUGUGAGAUUUAAUUUCAAGUGAAAAUUAAAAUCUGAUGUGUGACAAUUUUAA
Messenger RNA from Carcharodon carcharias (great white shark), 3844 nucleotides. RefSeq names its product chromosome 34 C19orf47 homolog (gene c34h19orf47). The transcript has 8 exons. NCBI's taxonomy places the organism in Eukaryota, Metazoa, Chordata, Chondrichthyes, Lamniformes, Lamnidae. Bases 40 to 1236 code for a protein of 398 amino acids. Gene Ontology annotation, cellular component: nucleus. The record is from RefSeq and is a predicted model, not a curated record.